AUGGAAUAUGAAAAAUGCGAAAUCGGAAAGGAUGGAUUGCUUCCUUUCACCUUCAAUGAUAUCAGGGGCCUAGAAAAGGAAGACAGUGGAGUCCAUGCUAAGGACAUCAUCAGUGCUUUAAAAGGUCACGUGAAAGAGGGCUAUGUGUUCAACCCUAAGAUUCCUCUGUCUGACAACAACCAGUAUUACCUCAGAGAUCCCGGCCUGAAUGAUAAGAUCCACUGCCUGGUGAACGUUAUACCAGCAGACAUGAUUUCAAUGAUCAAAGACGACUACAUCAAAAAAAUGAAGGAAGUCAGAGAAGAAGCCAGCAGAACAGGACUCCCUCAAGUGAUUUUUAUGACGAGAGUGGACCGUGCAUGCCCACUGACAAAGAAAGAUUUGCACAAUGUCUACAAAAGCAAGAAGAUCAGGGAUAAAAUGCGUGAGUGUAGCGUGUCGCUGGGUGUCCCAAUGAACUGCAUCUUUCCUGUGUGGAACUAA
Molecule: messenger RNA, 483 nt
Organism: Colossoma macropomum (tambaqui)
Lineage: Eukaryota; Metazoa; Chordata; Actinopteri; Characiformes; Serrasalmidae
Product: interferon-induced protein 44-like
Exons: 5
Coding region: 1-483 (160 amino acids)
Source: RefSeq, a predicted model, not a curated record